This is a messenger RNA of Oryzias latipes (Japanese medaka), 1125 nucleotides long. RefSeq names its product HAUS augmin-like complex, subunit 1 (gene haus1). NCBI's taxonomy places the organism in Eukaryota, Metazoa, Chordata, Actinopteri, Beloniformes, Adrianichthyidae. Gene Ontology annotation, biological process: spindle assembly; centrosome cycle. The record is from RefSeq and is a predicted model, not a curated record. Gene Ontology annotation, cellular component: cytosol; HAUS complex.
AUUUUUUUUCUACAUUUUUUUCUGGUGUUUAUUCAACAAAUAUAAAUAAUUUAUUUGAAUUCUGAACACAUUUCUUUACAAAAUGUCAUGGGCAAAUAUACAAAGCGUUUGCGUCGAUAUUUAUCCGCCCUCUCAUUGGUUGAAAACCAGGAAGUUUUCACCCGGUGGGCGAAACGGCGGUCUUUGAGUUGGUCAAAACUGCAAUUCUUUUAAGUUAAUCUAAAAAGUUUUUUGUAUCUUCUUCAAUAUGUGUGAAAAGAUAAAAAAGGUUAACAACUGGCUCGCCUCAGUGUUUGGUGAUCAGCCGGUGCCACAGUUUGAGGUCAAUUCAAGAGUAAUGGACAUAUUGUACCAACUUACAGAGACCAGCGAAGCUCGAUGCAGUGACACCGCUUUGCUUAUAGAAGAUCUCAAACAGAAAACUUCAGAGUAUCAGACUGAGGCUAUUUACCUGCAGGAUGUUCUCCUAGAAGGGGUUGGUCUCUCUCCCACAAGCUUGUCAAAACCAGCUGCCGACUACGUGUCUGCUUUAGUGGACAGUGCCAUGGUGCUGGGAGUAAGAGACACAUCACUGGGAAGUUUUAUGCCAGCAAUCAACAGCCUCACCAAUGAACUGCUGGAAGCAGAGAAGUCUAAUAUAAGACUCGAGAGGGAACUCGGAGCUCUCAGAAAGACACUUGGUUCCACUCUGGUGCUACGGGCGGACUUGCAAGAGGAUAUUGACAGCACUGCUAAAUCACAAGCAGUGGAGGGCUCUAAAGCAGAAGAAAGGCUGCUCACCAUGGACUUUGUGGCGGCAAAGACCGCAGAGCUUACUAUCAAAUUGAAGAGAUCUGAGGCUGAGCUCACAUCCAGGAACAUGGAUAAGUCUAUCACCCACCAGGCCAUUGUACAGCUGGCCGAGGAAGUCGGUACCCUGAAUACAGAAAUAAUCCCCUUGAGAAAAAAACUGGAGUCAUACCUGGACCUCAGCCCAAGCCCGUCUCUGGCACAAGUGAAAAUAGAAGAAGCAAAAAGAGAACUGGCUGCAAUUGAUUCGCAACUUGAGGAAAAUUUGAAUUUCAGUUGAGGAUGUGUCAAAUGUCAAAAUUAUUAAAAAUAAACCUUUCCCCUUUUAAAGUCCCA